AUGAUUGGGGGGAGGAAAAACAUACCAAUCGUUGGCGAUGCCUUUCUCUCAUCGCCACGAUUGGAUUCGCCUCGAAAUCCUGGUCAGGACGCACCCGGGGAGAGGUCCGCGGAGUGCUGGCCGGCCCGAGAUUGCGACCCAAUGGUUGAUCCGGGCCAGCUCCGACGCAGUUGUUCUACGUCUCCUGGGGGCAGGAGAUGGUCCCCCGAAGAGGUCUUCCUGGGCCAGCCCCCGACGCUGGGGCAGGCGACGGGGGGCGCCGCGGUGGCGUCGGGGCUGGUCUGCCUCCUGCGCGCCCCCGCGGGGCGGCGUCGCGCCAGCGCCCCGGCGGAGCGCUGCCCUGCCAGCGCCUCCCCGGAGGACGCGGCGCUGCCCUGCCAGGUGGGGCGCAGGAGUUACGACGUCGAGUGA
Molecule: messenger RNA, 411 nt
Organism: Prorocentrum cordatum
Lineage: Eukaryota; Dinophyceae; Prorocentrales; Prorocentraceae
Source: the annotation of a GenBank genome assembly